This is a messenger RNA of Cryphonectria parasitica EP155, 2787 nucleotides long. RefSeq lists its product as uncharacterized. Gene Ontology annotation, molecular function: chromatin DNA binding. Gene Ontology annotation, cellular component: nucleus. The coding region runs from base 481 to 2568 and encodes 695 amino acids. Lineage: Eukaryota; Fungi; Ascomycota; Sordariomycetes; Diaporthales; Cryphonectriaceae. The record is from RefSeq and is a predicted model, not a curated record. The transcript is spliced from 3 exons.
UGACCUUUUUCUAACCCACCUCACACCACCUUCCAGGCCCCCUCAAAAGGGCCAGUCCUGCCCAGAACCUUGCCUCCUUUGUACCAUUCCCACUUCCAUGGGCUUGUACUGAUGAAAUCCAGUCUGGCGCGCCCUGGGUUGAUGAUGGAAAUUUCAGUGGUUUGUUUAUAAUCCGGUCCAGUCCUUUCUCAACCACCACCUACCACCCUCACCACUACGACAGACAACGGGCUCUGUCCACCUUGGCAGCACUGAGAGACAGUAGAGCUAGGACAUCGACCUCUCGGUUCUAGACAAGGUCCAGCUCAUACGUAUUUUUCUUCAGGAAGUGGCCUAUUCUGACAGCAAAGCUUCUUUGUCUCUCUCUUUCCUCCUUCCCAGCCGCCGGUCUUUUGGCAUCAACGAGGACAAUCAGAAAACUAUAUUGAGCGACGUAUUUGCUCCCUCAGGGGGCUCCUCAGUACUCUCGCUUGAUCGACCAUGACAAAAUCCUAUCCACGCCGCCAGACUCUUCCUUUCCUUCAUCGGAAUUGGAUAAGUUCCGUCAAUUUCCACGACGGUCAUGCCAAACUCACCAACGGCGACGAUGAACACUACCUGCGCCCAGCAAAGCGGCGUAGAUUCAUGGAGAGCUCCCCUGAUUCCGGCAUCGUGCCGGAUAUAGACGGCUUGGUGCUUCACGAUGGCCCUGUCAAUGUCCAGCCGGUCAUGGAGAUCAAUGUCCUCAAGAUCUCUCACAAGGACUCGGCACGUGCCAAACCAAAUGGGCACGUCUCAUCAUCAACAGACAAGGACAUGAUGACGAGGGCUCGCUGCAAGAUCACCAUCACCACCCCCGCACGAACGACUGGCGACGCGCAGGUGCUCUACUGUGAUAGCCAGAUCUGCAGUAUCAGGACUUCACAAAAUCCCGCCGGCAUCACUCAGAUGGCCAGGGUGUACUUGGCGCACCCCUUCACCGUGCCCGAAGAGAAGAUCUACGUAGAGCGAGACGAGGAUACGGUCUUCGAUCUUGCAGACAGGUACGGGGUGAAGGUGGAGCUCCAGUCGGCUGGUGAUCAGAACUGGCCUCCGCUCGAUCUGCUCAAUUCGUCUCUGGGCGACGAUCUAUCAGUUCCACGCCACUGGAUCCUCGAGGCCGAGGUGUCCAAUUUUCUGGAUCGAGGGAGACGCUUGGGUGCCUUGAGAUUGCGCACAGGUCCUACAGUGUGCACCAAUAUCGACUUCCUUCUGGAUAUCGAUGUGAGGUGGACAAAUGCAUUACCAGACAAACACCACCUGACCAACGGCCAGGAUAGAAGUUAUUUGGCUCCGGUCGCGGGUUUCCAUCAAUCAGAAGAGCACAUGCCCCUCACCAAUGGCCAUGCUAAUGGUCAUUUUACGAACGGAUUUGCGCAUCCAAUGGAUGAUGACCUGGAGGAGGACGCAGAAGGCGAACUCACGCCGAGUCGCUCGUUGAGGGCCAGAGGGAGUAAAAACUAUAACCUCAAGGAUCUGAGCGCCAAGGCACAGGGAAGGCAGCCUCGAAAGCGCUCUAAAUAUGCAGACAAGAAAGACGACUCGGAACACGUCCUGUAUCGCCUCCCCAAAGAAGCCGUCCCAGUGAGGGAAUUGGUUGUGGACGGCUUUUCGUGUUGCGUCUGCCACGCAGCACACCAGUCCUUGGCCCAACUUCGAGCGCACCUUUUCAGCCACGCGCAGUACAACUUUGACGUCGUCAUCUCUAAUCCCGGAAAGCCUGGUAUUCAGCUCGACGUCUCAUGCGUCGCUGAGAACUCAGGCAUCUUGUUGCGCCCCAAGGUAUACCAGCUGGGCAGACCUGUAAAGCCAUUCGACCUGGAUAAGUACGUCGAAGGAGAUGACUCCUGGGCAACGUCUCGAUUGGGGCCCAACAACAACGAAAGCCCAGUCGCCGUAAAGCGAAAGACCUCUCAGCCCAGGCCUGUAGAGAAGGUCUUGGUUCCGCAGACGGUCCAGCCUCUGUUCGAUCCUCUGAGCAAGAUGAAAUUGGUUGCUGGCACGGAGGUUCGACCAACAGUGGCUGAUGACAGCUGGCUCAUUCAAAAACAUCGUGACAUUGUGCAGGAUUUCUGCGACGUUGAUGCGGCUGAAAAGGAGUACAUCAAGGAAUGGGAUGCAUUCAUUCAGAAGAAACGGAUCGUCUCGGAAGCUUUCAUCGGGCGAGCCGUGGUGGAAUUCGUUAAUGAGAAGGUUGCCUGGCUUUUGGAGUCGAGCUCUCGUACUCGAGAGUUUGGAAAACACCUAACUGUGCUCAUUGCACGAGGGCUCGAGGAGGACAGCAUCAAGCUGGUACAGGCACGCCUCCAGGAGGCUCGGAUUCAAAAGUCCUCAGCCGAGAAGCAACCAGCCCCGGAGCCGCCGAAGGAGGAGAAGCCGAGAAAGUCCAAGGGCUGUACGGUCUGUGGGAAGCCUGUCCGUGGACCGGGAAUGCUGAUUUGCGCGAACGAGCACUGCAAGGAACCCUUCUACCACGAUGACUGCAUACGAGAGGUAGCGCAGAUGGCAGUGGAGCAUCCGCAUUGGCGAUGCAACAACUGUAUGAAAUAGGGCGAUUCCUUGAGGGAUUGAGGAUCAGGCAUAGAAUUCUCGUCAGCCGACUGAUUUGUUAUUAUCAACUAAUUACUCGGAGCAUUCUUGCUCGGUGUCACUGGGGUUUACUUUGAUGUGAAAGGAGGCAACAAUGGCAAAUUUGACACAAACAUAUUCAGCAAAGAUGCUGUAGUGUCGACGGCAACAUUUAUCAAAUCUAAUAUGGUUGAGAUCUUC